AUGGAAGCUGAGGAAUGGUUAAGAACAGUGGAAGGUAUUGUUGAGUACAUGCGCCUCGGUAACGGAGAUAGUGUAGCUUGUGCUGCUAGUUUAUUGAAAAAGGAUGCCCGCAUCUGGUGGGAUGUUAUUAAACAAACACGGGAUGUGGCCGCAAUGACCUGGGCUGACUUUGUACAAGUUUUUAACAAAAAAUACUACAGUGAAGCAAUACGCUCAGCUAGAGUUGAUGAGUUCACGAACCUGAGGCAGGGUAAGCCUACAGUUACAGAGUAUGCUCGCCAAUUUGACAGAUUAGCAAAGUUUGCCAUAGAUCUGGUUCCUACCGAGUUUCUGAGGAUUCAUCGCUUUACUAAAGGGCUCGACUCCCGAAUAAGUCGGGACAUAGCGAUGUCAGGAGUAAGGGCAACCACGUAUGCUGAGGUACUGGAAAAAGCCCUAGAAGCUGAGUUGUGUGAAAGUCGUACACAGAACGACAAUACAGCUAGGUGGGAGGCCAGAAAGGCCAGUAAUGGAGGUGGUGAUAACAAAAGGAAACUGUCAAGUAACCAACACAACGAAGCCGACAAGAGAAACAAGAUAGGGUCCAAUAACUACAAAGGGAAGAAGCCAUAUGUGGAGUACCCCCUAUGCCCAACAUGUGGUCGUAAGCAUCCGGGAGAAUGUCGACUGAAAGCUCCAGUAUUUGCACUAACUAGAGGGGAGGCUGAGACUAGUAACACUGUGGUUGCAGGUCAGAUUUCUAUCUCUGGAAAACUAUGUACUGUUUUAUUUGAUUCUGGAGCUACGCACUCAUUUAUUGCUUUAAAGAUGACAGAUAAGUUAGAACUACCGUAUGUAAAUUUUAGUUACAAGUUCAUGACGGAGUUUCCCUCGGGUGAGGUUAUGAUAUCAUCUAGAGGAGUGCGGGAUGCGCCAAUAAGGAUUGCAGACAAGGAACUUAGUGGAGAUCUGAUAGAGCUAGAGAUGAGGGAUUACGAUCUUAUCUUGGGUAUGGAUUGGCUAUCACGACAUGGAGCAACAAUAGACUGCCGAAAGAGGACAGUGGCUUUCACCCCUGAAUCUGGAGAGGCAUUCAUAUUUGAAAGAAUCAAAGUCAGUCAAGCUUAUCGCUAG
Cannabis sativa is the source of this 1113-nucleotide messenger RNA. RefSeq lists its product as uncharacterized. Bases 1 to 1113 code for a protein of 370 amino acids. NCBI's taxonomy places the organism in Eukaryota, Viridiplantae, Streptophyta, Magnoliopsida, Rosales, Cannabaceae. Gene Ontology annotation, biological process: proteolysis. The record is from RefSeq and is a predicted model, not a curated record. The transcript has 2 exons. Gene Ontology annotation, molecular function: aspartic-type endopeptidase activity.